AUGGGUGGACUGGACCAUGGAAUAUUGUUUUCAGAUCAUAGCAUUAGUGGUGGAGACGAUUUGGUGGUUCCUGCAAGAAAUGCUCUUUGCAGCCAGAAGUACAAACCUGUUGACUACAAACAUCUGUAUGAACUUGCUGCAGAGGCAAAAAUGGUCUCUGCACCAAUUCAGUUAAAGAUUAAAAAAGCGGAGCAAGUUUCAAAAAUUAGCAAAGAGCAAAUGCUGCUGAAACAGCAUCGACAAGUGUGGUGGCAAGAGUAUAAAAGACUGAGUGAGAGAAGGCAAAAAGCAGAAGAAGAAAUGAAGACUUUUCUUGAUAAAGAAAGCCAUAAGAGCAACGUUUUUUUUAAUUUGAGGAACUUGGAGCAGAAAUUGUCCAGGGAGUGGGACACUUAUCAAACAAAUGCUUUAGCUCCUGUCUGGCAGCUAAAGGAGGAUUUGAAGCUCAAACUGACUAAAAUGCAGCAUUACCUCUCAAAAGAAUCUUGUCAGAAACCCGAGAUCAAUUCAACUGAGGUGUUACAGCAGAUCAAAUUUAUGAAGAAGCAACAGAAGGCAAUUUUGGAAGACCUCAUCCUUGAAAGUCUGGUUUUGGAAAAAGAGAUUGAAGAGUUCAAAGACAAUGCAUUAGUGCAUUCUUCUGAAGAGAAAAAUGGACUUUUCCUGGCAGUUCCUGCAGAGCUGCUGUCUCUGGAGUGCCCUUACCCUGACCUGAAGACCUUGGUGAUCGAGGAGUACCAGGAGCUCGCCAGCAGCUACUGGGAGAAGAUUCAGGAGGUGGAUCAACAGCUGGAAGCUUUAUCCAGGAACAGUGACUGGAAGAAAGAAGAUCAGUGGGUUUUCCAGAUUGUUAUCAAUCAGUACCCAAGUUGUCUUCAGAAGAGGAGGACUUUGUACCUGGAUAUGCUGCAGAGGUAUCUUCCCCACAAAUCCAGGCAGGAGUUGGUUGUUCAUGAGAAGGCUUGGGAUCACUGCCAUUCCAUCAGGAAUCAGCGCAGAGCCUUGCUGCUAACCUGGGCUCAGGUCAGGAAAGCCUUUGUCCUUAGGGCAGUGGCAACUGCUGCUGAAGCUGCUGCUGCUCACGAGGCACAAGUGGUGCUGGCUGGUUCCAGGCAAAAGCAACUGGAGAUCUGUGCUGAUCUGAAAGCAAAGGUUCUACAGUGGAAAGCACAGCAGGAAGAAGCUGCUAAGCUAGAAGCUGCUGUAGCUGCCAGAAGAAAAGAAAAGGAAGAUGAGAGAGAAAGGCUGCAGAGAGAACAGGAAACCAUUCGUAGAGCUCAGGAUAAAGAGAAACUGAAAAAAUACUGGGCUGAGAAAGAGCUCAAGUGGCAAGAACAGGAGGAGAGAGAUCUACAACAUCUGGAGGAAUUGAGAAAAUUAAUGGCUGAACAAGCAGCCAAAGACAGAGAAAGGGUACAGUUCCGACGAGCCCUGCUGGAGAAGCGGCUGCAGGAGAGGAAGGAGCUGGCCCUGCUCCGGGCCCGGCAGCAGCAGGACAAGGAGAAGCGCCUGGAAGCACUCCGGCAGCAGGUUGCCGUUGUUGCCAAAUUAGAUCCAGCCAGAGCAGUGGCUGACACAGUGGCAUCCAAAGCUCGGAUGGGCGUUGGAAGCAAGCAGGAGUUUUUUGAUCUGCAGCAGCCCCUGUUCAGACUGCACACGUACAGUGAAGAGCAGGUCAUUUCUGACCCCAGGCUCCGUGUUGAGCUCGCUCUCCGAGAAGCUGGGCUGCACAAAACACUUUAUGCAAGAGAGGUUUUGUCAAAACUUCCUCCACCAAAGCUUCCAAGAAGAGACAUGGAAUCUACUGCUUUUAAAAUGUAG
Cinclus cinclus is the source of this 1821-nucleotide messenger RNA. It is a transcript of the gene CCDC148, whose product is annotated as coiled-coil domain containing 148. The record is from RefSeq and is a predicted model, not a curated record. NCBI's taxonomy places the organism in Eukaryota, Metazoa, Chordata, Aves, Passeriformes, Cinclidae. The coding region runs from base 1 to 1821 and encodes 606 amino acids. The transcript has 14 exons.